This is a messenger RNA of Oncorhynchus keta (chum salmon), 1124 nucleotides long. RefSeq names its product phosphatidylinositol glycan anchor biosynthesis, class K (gene pigk). Gene Ontology annotation, biological process: proteolysis; attachment of GPI anchor to protein; protein localization to cell surface. The record is from RefSeq and is a predicted model, not a curated record. Gene Ontology annotation, cellular component: GPI-anchor transamidase complex. Gene Ontology annotation, molecular function: GPI-anchor transamidase activity. Lineage: Eukaryota; Metazoa; Chordata; Actinopteri; Salmoniformes; Salmonidae.
UAGUUUGCGGACCGGGAUAUCAAAGAAGAAGAAGAAGCACCUAGGGCGAUAGCUCUUCCUGUAGUAGCAACAUGGCUAACUGCUGUUCCCUGAAAGUACUGACACUUUUCAGCCUGUUUAUUGUUCCUGGCGCGGUGGAAAGUAAUAAUAUUGAGGCUAAAGCUGGUCAAUUCUUCAGCAGUGGACACACAAACAACUGGGCAGUUUUGGUGUGCACAUCCAGAUUCUGGUUCAACUAUCGUCAUGUGGCCAACACACUAUCUGUGUACCGUAGUGUCAAGAGACUGGGCAUCCCAGACAGUCACAUAGUUUUGAUGCUAGCAGACGACAUGGCGUGUAACCAUAGAAACCCGAAGCCGGCCACGGUGUUCAGUCACAAGAACAUGGAGCUCAACGUGUAUGGAGAUGACGUAGAGGUGGAUUACCGUGGUUACGAGGUGACCGUUGAGAACUUCCUUCGUGUGCUGGGAAGGCUGCCACCCAGCACACCGCGGUCUAAACGCCUCCUCUCUGACGACCACAGCAACAUCCUCAUCUACCUCACUGGUCACGGUGGGAACGGCUUCCUGAAGUUCCAGGACUCUGAAGAGAUCAGCAACGUGGAGCUGGCCGACGCCUUUGAACAGAUGUGGACUAAGAGAAGGUACAAUGAGCUGCUGUUCAUCAUUGAUACGUGUCAGGGAGCCUCCAUGUAUGAGAGAUUUUACUCUCCUAACCUCAUGGCCCUGGCCUCCAGUCAAGUAGGAGAGGACUCCCUGUCGCACCAGCCAGACCUGGCUAUCGGGGUCCAUCUAAUGGACAGGUAUACAUUCUACCUGUUGGAGUUUCUGGAGGAUAUUCACCCUGCUAGCACCGCUAACAUGAAUGAUCUGUUUAAGGUCUGUCCUAUGAGUCAGUGUGUGGUCCACUCCUGGGGCCACCGUACAAGACCUUUUCCGGCGACCGGAAACGCCCUCAUCACAGAGAGGACUGCCUUUGGCAGCGUCCGCAAACUCAUCCUGACAGAUUCUCCCGCCGAACUGUUCCAUUCAGCGCUGUGGCAGCAGCCGACAGACUCUGCCGAACCACCCCGCUGGCAGAUUCUCCGCUCAAACCAGUCUGCUGCCGGGCAGCAGCUCACCUGA